AUGGGGGAGUCAAACCUCUGUCUUUCACUACUCCUUACCACACUCACCUUGGCUUAUGCCCAAGAGGAGCAGGGAACAUGCUUGUUAAACCAAAGGUACAACGUCAACCACAAGUAUGAAUACUUGUAUGAAGCUGAGUCCUUGAAUGCUAUCACCGGUGCUUCACACCUCAGGAAUGGACCUAAGGCCACUUGCAAGGUUGAAAUUGAAGUACCUCAGACUUGUCGUUUCAUCAUCCGCACCACUGACUGUAGUCUCAGUGAGGUGAUCGACAUGGACGCAGAGGGCAAACCUGUGUUCGGUCCUGCACCAAGCUCUGAUGCUUUUGCUGCUGAAAUGGAGAGAUAUCCUCUGAAGGUUGUGGUUGAAGGUGUGUAUGAUGUGAAGCUGUAUCCCGAGGACGGUGAGACAACAACAAUCCUGAACAUCAAGAGGGGCAUCAUCUCUGCCCUCGCUGUGCCUCUGCUGGAAGAAAACGAGAAAAAGAACAUGCCCACCAUCCACGGCAAGUGCAAGACCACUUACUCCAUCAACGCUAGAGAGGACAUUGCAACUGACAUCAGCCUCACCAGGGACCUGUCCAGCUGUGACAAAUUCAACCCCAUAAGAGAUCACACCAGCCCCCUGGCUCUUAUCUCUGGCAUGCACUACCCUCUUGCCCAGCUGGUCAGGAGCUCUCAGACCUGCAACUACAAAUUUGACAAUGAGAAGAAACACAUGACCUCUGGGUCCUGCACUGAGAACCACAUCCUCAUUCCCUUCUCUCACAAGGGAAAAUACGGAGUUACCAAUGUUGCAAAACAGGCACUGAAUCUGGUUGAGGUUUCUGCUCACAAUGACAGAGUCUUUGACCGCAGUGGCACUGUCAAGGGUCUUCACAUGGAAGUUGUUGAGGACAAGAGUGUUUUCCAGGACAAAGAAGCAGCUCUGAACCUCCUGAGAGAACUGGCCGAUCUGCCCGAGACCGAGGGUGAUAGGAGGGCCCACCUCUUCCACAAGCUUGUCACUAUGGUCCGUGGAAUGAAGACUGAGACCCUGAGUCCCGCCAUUCCAGAGGUUCUUGCAGUGUCCCGAGUCCUGACCUACCAGGUUCUGGUGCAGUGUGGAACCCCUGAGUGCAGCAGUGCCAUCAUGCAGAUCCUCAGGACUUUUGACACCUCCUCACUUGAAGUGGAUGCCAGUGUUUUUACUUUGGGACUUGUGUCCAACCCCUCUGACCUCCUGAUCAAUGACAUGCUUGAGAUGGCCAAAUACAAGCCCAGCAAGCCCAUCAUGUACGCCCUGAGCAAUGUUGUCAAAAGGUUUUACAAAGCUGAGGAAAAACUGAUCCCUGAGAUCUUCUCAGUUGCUGAGUUCAUGGCUGCCCAGUUGGGUGACUGCUCUGGUGACGAGGAAAACACUUUCAUGACAUUGAGAGUUAUUGGCAACAUGGCUCCAGCUCUGGUAUCUGCUGGUCCUGCACUCAGAUCUGCUGUGAUCCAGUGUGUCAACCAACCUGCUGCUUCCCCAGCUGUGCAGCAGGCUGCCAUCCAAGUAUUCAGGCUGACUCCCGUCCCAGAGGAGGGCAGAGAGGUUCUCAUGCAGGUGCUUUUGGACAGCGCUAGCCCCAUGCAAAAGCGUAUUGCUGCAUAUCUGGUGCUUAUGAAGGACCCCCAGCCCACUGAGCUGGCCCAGCUGGCUGAUGCCUUGCCCAAGGAGCAGGACAAACAAGUCAAAAGCUUUGUGAUCUCCCACAUCACCAACAUUUUGUCCUCAACUGAGCCAGAGACCCAAGAACUGAGACAGAAGAUUCUUGACGCCCUGCAGGGUAACGAGAUCGGAUCCACCAUGGACCCCACCAAGUUCUCUCGCAACUACAAAAUGGGAUCUGUGGAGGGCAACAUGAUCUUUGAGGGUACCAGCUACCUGCCCAAGGAGCUCAUGCUUGAAAUGACUCUGAAGGCAUUUGGCUUUGACAUCGACAUGAUGGAGAUUGGUAUGGAGGGGAAAGGAUUUGAGCCAACUGUUGAGGCCCUGUUUGGAAAGAACGGCUUCUUCCCCGACACUACCCUGAAGACAAUGUACUUUGUCUCUGACAACAUGCCAGUCAGAGUCAGUGAGAUCCUGCAGAACAUUCUCCCUGCUCUGAAGAACAACAGGAUGAAAAGACAGGCCUCACAAAACUUGAUGAGGGAGAUUGGACGCAACCUCAACAAACUGGUCAGGGACAUGAAGACGGCAGAGUCUCCAGAGGCAAUGGUUUAUCUGAGGCUUUUGGGAAAUGAGCUGGGAUAUCUGAAGACCAACGAAAUGGAGGAGAUGGCGUACUCUGCUGCCAUGAUGAUUGACAGCAUGUUCAAGAUGUUCCCAACUGAUAUCAUGAAGGCACUGAUGACCAAGGCUGACAACACAAUCUUUGCCCACUACAUCUUCAUGGACAAUGAAUUCUUCCUGCCCACUCUCACUGGUGUGCCUCUGAGGAUUGAACUGUCUGGUGCUUUCACCCCUGGCAUCAAGGGAGGACUUCAGAUUGCUUCAGACAUGAGUGAGGUGACCUUCAUGCCUUCCGCUGGCAUUGAGUUUGUAACUCAUGUUGGCUCCCACAUCCCUGAAUAUGUCAACUCUGGAUUAGAGAUGCACACCAACUUUUUCCAUGAAAGUGGGCUCAGUGCCAAGAUCUCCAUGGGCCCUGACAAUGUCAAGCUGACCAUCCCUGCUCCAGUGAAUCCUGUGAAAGUCAUCAAAAUCACAAACACCCUGGUGGCAGUGACUGGAUCAGAGGUGAAGACCAUCCCCUCUAUGCUGAUGGACAAAGUUGAUGUCAGCGAGUGCACUCCUUUCUUCGCUGGAAUGAAAUACUGCACUGCUCUGCAGUACACUGAUGCUUUUUCUCAGGAGACAGCCCCCUACUUCCCCUUCACCGGAGACAGCAAAUUCGCUGUGGAGCUCCACCCUACUGGUGAAGUCACUGAGUACACAGCCACUGUUGCCUACGAGCUCCUCAGGGAAGGAGAAGAGGGCCGGCAGAAGGUUGACUCUGUGAAGUUUGUUCUGAGGGCUGAAGGCGCAGCACCCACUGAAGCCAGAGCAAUCAUGAAAUAUAACAGAAGGAAGAAUGUCAUCGCAGCUGACAUCCAGAUCCCUGACUAUGAUGUGGAGGCUGGACUCAGGCUGGGUGUUGUUGAUGGAAACACCAAGGGAAAAGGAACUCAUUCCAUUUCUCUUGACUUGAUAAACAAGAACAUCCCUCAGCUCUCCCUGGUUGGCCGUGCCAAUCUGAAGGCCAUGAAGGAAGGUAUGCUGCAAGUCCAACUUCUUGUCCCCUCAAUCAAUGCUGAUGCCACCAUCACUGCGAACAUGAAGCGUGAUGAAGAAUUGGAACUGGAGCUCAAGAAUGAAAUCAAAGUCAUGGAUGCCAGCUCUGAGCAGAAAAUCAAAAUGAAAUAUGGUGCCAGCAAAAUUGAGAUUGAAUUAAAGUCGGACAUGAACUCUGACACCUCAGGCAUUCUUCCAUACACUGACAAGAUUAAAAAGUAUGGUAAUGAUGUUCUUGACAUGCCAGUAGGGGGGACUGAAAUGUCACUCUACCAAAUCUUCAAGGCAUUUGUGGAGGCAACAAACAACCACAUGGAAAGAUAUGGUGUUGAUAUCCCUUAUAUCGAGAGCUUCAGAGUGCCAGAUAUUCCUGAGAUUUCACUGCCAGAGAUGCUGUUCCUCAAUGCUGAGGCAAAGGCUGUCUACUACUUCAACAACGAGCGCUUCACCAUUGCUAUCCCUCUCCCUCUUGGAGGAAAGUCAACAGAGGAGCUUAACUUCCCACCAGUUUUGACAACACCUAGCCUGUCUCUACCCCAGUUUGGACUGGAGAUCGCCUCCAUGGAAAUUCCAAUCCCAGAGCUUGUUGUCCCUGAGGACAUUACACUGUCCAUUCCUCUUUUCGGCAAAGCUGAGGUUUCAACACUGAUGAAGAGCAACCUAUAUGACAUGGAGGCCUCAAUGGCUGCAGGCAAAGAUGUUGUGGAGACUUCAAGCUACUCAACUAAGUUUGAUGUGAAAGGAACCUCCCCAGUUGACAUCCUCUCAAUACAGACUGAAGGCUCUGGAAUGUUGGCCACCACCGAAUCCAUCAAGGCCGAGUUGAAAAGCUCUUUGACUCAUAAAUUCCUUGAAGCCAGUAUUAGUAUUGUUGAGGAUGCAACCAUCACAGACAAAAUCAAUUUGAAAUCAAGCAGCAAGAUUGAAGCCAGUAGCCCACUGGGUCUCAGUAUGGCACUCGAGCACACUGGCAUGACUGGAUUCAACACUGAAGAAAUCUCUGCUGACAACAGCUUUGUUGGAAUGUUCAAGGCUGGACCCAUGUAUGGCAAGACCACUUCAACGCAGGUGUUGGCCGUCUACCCAUUCAGGCCAGAGGCAAAGAUUGACUCCACCGUCAAGGUUGACUCCACCAUUGUUAAAGCCCAGAACACAAUUGCAGCAAACCUGGCCAAUGGUGAAUUCUCAGUUGUGUCUAACACCAAUGCCUUUGAAGACACCUUGACCCAUGUUGCAGAGCUUUCCUUCAAAGACAGCAAGCUGUCACUGAAAUAUGACGCUAAUGCCCUUGCUCUUGGCAUGACGAUCCGCAACCAGGCUGAAGCCUCUGCUGGUGCUGGUGAAGUUGUCAUGAGAAUGGAGACGAACGCAGACCACUCUGAAAACCGUGUUUACUCUCUGCUGACUGCCUCUCUUGAUGUCAAUGGUCUGGCUGUAAACAGUGAUGCCACAAUGAAGCUCCUUGAGAAUGAGGCUACUCACAAGGCUACUCUGAAAAUGAAUAAGGAUGGUUUGACCACAAGUGGAACAACCACCCUCCAGAGCCCCCUCUCUCUGGAAAACACCUUCAAUGCUGGGCUUGAUGCUUCAAAGGCUACUCUGUCCAUUACCAACAAGGCUGCAAUGCGCGACACAAAGGUCGAUAAUGCCAACACUCUGACCAUCACUCUCUCUGGUCUUGACUUCAACUCAAAGGCUGAAGCCACUGUCAGUGAGUAUUCCUCCUACACGCAUGAUAUCACCAUUGACCUGAAACCCUACACUGCCUCUGUUAAUGUUCAAAACAACCUGAAACUUCUGGAGGCCAACUUCAAUAAUGAGGCUCAGCUGCAGGCAGAGCUUUACAAAAUGGACCUGACUGGAAGCAUGAAAGCAACCUAUGGUAAGGAAGAGAUCAAGCACACCUAUCAGGUAAAUUAUGCUGAUAUGACUGGUAACGCAAAGUGCAGCACCACUGGAAAACUCUUUGGAACCCACAUAAGCCAAAACACUGAGCUUGAAGUUAUUGGCCUUGCUGCCACAAUCACCAAUGAUGCCCGCUUCAACUCCCAGCCAAUGCGCUUUGACCACACCAUCCGUUGCAGCAUUGUUCCUUUUGAUUUUAACCUUGACGCCAUUUUCAAUGCUGAUGGAGACAUGACCAUGUAUGGAAAGCACAGUGCCCAGCUCUAUGGCAAGUUCCUCCUUAAAGCACAACCCCUAGCCUUUGCUAAUUCACAUGAAUUCAGAGCAUCAGUAAACCAGCAGCUUGAUAACGGUUUUGUGCUUGAGACGGUCAUUAACAACAACAUGGAUACUGUUCUGUCACUCCCAGAGCAAAAGUCCAGUUUUAAAACAAAGGCUAAAUUGAAUGACAACAAUUUCAAUCAGGAGUUGAGUAUUUACAACACUGCUGAGAGAGCUGGAAUUGAGGUUUCUGGCACCAUCCUCACAAACAUACUCAACACAGACUCCACAGAGAACCAGGAAUUUACCAUCUCUGGCUUCCUCAAGUAUGAUAAGAGCACAAAUACUCACAUCAUUGAGUUUCCUAUUGUUGAAAGUAUUUCUGCUUUCUUGGAAAGCAUCAAGUUGCUUGUUGUACAUGUUGCAGAGACACUGCAAGACUACAUUGACAACAAUGACAUCUGGACCAAACUUGAAGACUUAUCGCAAAAUAUAGGGGAAUUUUAUACCAAUCUGAAUAUAGAAAGCAACCUCAUUCAGAUGAAACAGAAUCUAGAUGAUUUUACCCAAAACUAUGUCAUCUCCAUGGAGGAUAUGGAAGCCUCUUUGAGAAAUCUGAAGGUUUCCGUUGAGAAACUAUUGGCUGAUCUCACAGUUUAUAUCCAGCACUUUGCUGAUCUCAUGAAAGAGAUUAUUGGUAGUGGCACAUUCCCUGAAACCCUCAUUCAGAAGAUCCAGGAACAGCUGAAUAGCAUUAAUGAGGAGUAUGACAUCCAGGCUAUUGUUGUGUAUGUGAUUGAUACUAUGAAAGAGAUGAUUCAGCAGAUCGACCUGGAAAAACUGAAGGGCAGCAGCAUCGCAUUCCUGUGUGAUAUUGAUUCCAAGUAUGAAAUCAAGGCUCAACUACAGGAAAUCCUAACUGAUAUGAAACAAGUAAUUGAAAACUUUGACGUGCAGAAAUUUAUAUUUGACCUGAAGGAGUACAUUUCCUCCAUCAACUUUAAAGCUCACAUUGAGGAACUACUGAGUCAGAUUCCCACAGAGAUUCUCAGUGAUAUAACAAAUUACAUUGGGGGAAUGAUCCAGGACCUUGAUGUUCCAGGAAAGAUCAAUGCACUCUAUGCCAAGCUAAGAGAGUUGAUUGUCAAGUUUGAGGUUGACAAGUAUGUUCAGACUGUCUUGGAAAAGGUUACGGAGCUCAUCGAGCAGUUCAGAAUUGAGGAAACCUUCAGGGCAGUAGCCAAGAUGGUAAAGGAUGCAGAUAUCCCUACCAAAUUCAUGGAAAUCUUCCAUGGUGCUAUCAACUACUUAAAAACAACUGAGAUUACAGAUAUAAUUUCACAGUUGAAUUUAUAUAUUGGCAUAAUGGAGCAGAAGUUGAAUUCAUUUGAUUACAAUGACUUUUUGAAUCACGCCAAUCGAAUGAUGGCCAAGUACACUGCUUAUGUGAAUGACCUUAUAAGGUCUCUUGAAAUCCCCCAGAAACUUGAGGCCACAAGAAAUUUUGCCAACUUUAUCUUAUCAUCAGUUAGAGGUUUUGUGGAACAAGUGAGAGAAAUUAAGAUUGCAGAAUUUAUGAAAUAUGUGAAGGAUAUCAUUGACCAGAUUGUGUUAACUAAUCUGAAGGGAUAUGCUGAAAUUGCAAAGCAGGAAAUAGCAAAAUUGGACAUCAAUGCUGAAAUUUUCUCUUAUUUGCAGUUGGCAAGGAAGUGCUUUACUGAGUUCACAACCACUGCCGCUGAUAUGUUCACCAGUAUGGUUGAAAUGAUAAAGAAUGUGGCACCUCAGCAAAAAAUUGUCAGUGAGAUAUUACAAAUCAUUGAGGGGCUAAUAACUGAACUGAGAACAGCCGAGCUGAACAUGCCAUCUUUCACCAUUCCUUUCACUGAUCUCCUUGUGCCUUCCAUGAAGUUCAGCAUGGAUAAGCUUCACCAGUUUGAAAUACCAACACAGCUGGACAUCCCUGAGUUUACUAUCUUGGGCUUCCACACUGUGCAUGCCACCACCAUCUCACCUAAUGACAUCAAGCAGAAAAUCAUCGACUUAAUUGAUUACAUUCUCAACUUUGAGAAGGAGAUGUUUGAUAUGGAUGCUUUGUUUGAAGACCUGACUUUGAAUUACCUUCCUGCCGUGCCUGAGUUUUCACUCCCUGAGAUCACUGUACCUGAGUUCUCCUUUCCCACUCUUCCUCAUGUUCCAGCAGAGAAACUUGUUAAGACUCUCCAACUCCCAACAUUCAGACUGCCAGUCAUUCCUAGUAAAAUCAUGAUUCCAGGAUUUGGUAAAAUGAGUUAUGAGAUAAAAGUCAACACCCCUAUCUACACUAUUAGGAAUGCUGUUGAAGUCCAAAGCUCUCCUGACAUAGAUGAGACUCCUGAGCUGACAGCUUUUUUGACUUCACAAGGAACAUCUCCAAGAUUUGAAAUCCUUAACUUCAACCUGGAUUCCACUGCUCGUAUUGCUGUUGUCCAGGGGCAUCGUGUGAUUGCUGCUGAGACCCUUAAGUUCACUCACAAUUUUCUUGCAUUGGACCACCAUGCAUCUGUGACAUUUUUUGACUUCUCUGCCCAGGCCUCAGCCAAGACCACAGCGAAGGCCACCACAGCACCUUACAAGGCUGAGCUCUUAAAUGAAGGCUAUUUGACUACUAAGGGUGGCUUAUCUGCCACUAUUGACACUUCCUAUAAACAUGUGCUCAACCUCCCUAACAUGGGCAUCGCUGGUGAGACAUCUGUAACUCAAAAAGCUGUGGCCCGCCAGGAAGGUACUUCUAUCACGAUAACUGUUGGAAAUCAGGGUAUUACCACCAUUAACUCGCAUGAGAAUACCCAUAAGAGUGACCUGCAAGUCACUGUCAAUCCAAGUACUGUCAAGUUGACCUUCAUUAGUGACACAGAUACAUUCCUUUUGAAGAUGAAGCAGACCGUGAGUACUGAUUUUGUCAUCUUCAGUCAUUUCAAGUUUGAUUUUCGAUCUGAAGCUGAAGGCCCAACAAUCAAAAACAACCUUUUAGUGGGAUCAGUAAAUGCCAAUCUGCAUGACAUGGAGCUUGAGCUCAAGGCAACCCAAAACACAGAUUUAACUGGUAUUGUCAAUGGAGACGUAUCCAAUGUGAUCGAUGUUGUUCUCAGUCCCAAAGCCUUUGUGUUUAGCUUUCAGAAUAAGGCUAAGGGAAACACCAAGGUCAAUUUUAAUGAUGCUCUUACUGUCAAAAUAGAUUUGCAGAAUGAUUACUCUGCAACCUUCAGGCCUGACAGACAACAUAUGAACACUGUAGCUCUGGCUCGUCUUAAUCAGUACAAACUGUUCUGGAACUUUACUGUAGACAACAAUGAGAGAGAGGCUGUCAUCCUUGCUGCUGUAGAAGGAGAAGCAAACCUUGAUUUCCUGACUAGGCCCAUGAGCAUUCCUGAGUUUUAUAUUCCACUUGUUAACCUCCGUACCCCAGCUAUCAGUGAUCUUGACUUGUAUGACCAAACCGGGCUGAAAUACAUUUUGACCACUCCUGAACAGUCUUUUAAUGUGGAUACCAAGACUGUUUACCAGAAAAGCCAGGCUGCCCCCCUCGUUGAUAUGAUGGGUCUGAUCCAGAUUCCCUCUAUGGGCAACCUAAUUACAGAGCUGUCCAUCAAGUCUGCCAUCAUUAAUCUGAAUGUCAAUGCUGGUUUCUAUGCUGAGGAUGAUCUUGUGUUCCGUCUGGGAGCUACCACAGCCUCUGUGUUUGAUAGUCUACAAGCUAAACUUGAUGGCACCACCAGUCUCACCACCAAGAGAGGAAUCAAGUUGGCCAAUUCCCUGUCCCUUGAAAAUCGUCACAUUGAAGGCACUCAUGACAGCACUAUCAGCAUGCGUACUGAGACAUUUGAAACUGCAGCCACUGUGGCUACUGUUGCAAAGAUUGCACUACCCAUACUUAACCUGGAGGCAAACCAAAAUUUGAUUGCAGACACCAAAACCAAAGCAAAUGCUGUCUCAACCUUAAGGAUGAGGGGUGACUUCAACAUCCCUUUGAUCAAGGCUGUUGGAAAAGCUGACAUAGACCACAGUCUGAAGCUGGAGGGAACCUUUGCGUAUGUUUCCAUGGAGUCAUCUACUAAGGCCAACAUGGACGGCACUGUGCUUGAAGACUGUCUAGUUUUGGGAGUCCUGGAUAAUGAUGUUAAUCUGUACCUGAAUAAUGAUGGCCUUCGCUCCACCUCCAAGGUUAUUGUUGACGCCAAACUUAACUACGGCACCACCAAAGUCAUUAGCAUGGAUGUAAAUGAGAAUCUUGCUGUUGAUGCCUCUCUGAGCCAUGUCUAUGCAGUGCUGAAGUAUACUGGCAACAAUGAGGCAAAUGUGUUUAGUUUCAACACCAAGGGGAAGCAUAUUGCCCAGGCUACCAUUGACUUUGCACCAACCUCUUCCUUGACUGCUGAUAUUGAGAUUGACAUGUCUCAGCCAAGCAGCCUGGGUGACCUCACCAUCUUUGAAAAAACUGUUGCUGAGGUGACAGCCACCAAGCAGAAGAUCUCUACCAAUGGCAAGUUUGUCAGCCCACUGUACACCACAAAUUUCGCAGCUGAAGUAGAGGGCAACGCUCCAGUCUUCAAAGUCACCUUCAAGUCCUCUGCCACCUCGGUCACUGUUCUCCUGGAAUAUGACCUGGAUUCUUCCAUUAUUCUUAACUUUGAAAAUGAUGGCGUAAGCCUGAUUGGGAAGGCGGUUUUCACCCAUACUGAUAUGACCAUGGACAUUCAACACAUUGUCUCCCAUACACUGAGGUAACAUGAUAAGCAUCAUGUUGACUCCCGUCUCACUCUGAAUGUGGACAUUAACAGCCCUGCCUUCACUGAUGUGAACUUGCGUUACGUUGUCCGCAAAGAUGGAAUCAGUGCCACAAUUUCUAUCCCAUCUACUGGCUUUCUGGGUGUUCAGCUCCAAGGCAGGGUCCCAUCUCAGAUGAAUGCCAGGCUUUACGGGCGUUAUGCUUCAGAUCCUGGGAAGGAUGUUGAUGUCUUCACCAUCAGAGCUUCUGCCAAGGAUGUUGAUAAAAUGAAUCUAAAGAUGGUCUUCAACAUGGAAGCCCCUGACAUCAUGCUCAGCGGACUUCAGGAAAGACUUCCUGUCAUCAUCUCUUGUUUUUCUAGCUUUGCUGAGAAAUAUCAAUGGGUCAAUCAUGCUACUUGGCUGAAGAGUAUUAUUAUUUACUAUACUGAGGAGGCCCAUAACAUUGCAAACAACCAUGCCCCAGAUCUGAGCCAGGUGUCCAUCCUCUUUAGGAACACUGUUGCUCAGUACCAGAAGACUCUUCAGGUCUUCCUGGAUGAUGUAAUCAAGGUCCUGAGGGAGACCAAGGUCAAACUGCCUGGCUCUGAGGAGAUGACCCCUCUCAUUGAUGUGCUCAAUAAGGUGACCACCAGCAUUUCUACUAUGCUAAAGAAGGCAAUGCAUCUGGUGGCUGUCAGUGUAGAAUAUUCUUUCAGUGCCGUGCUCAAUAUGACCAAAAAAAUUCAGGUCACUAUGCCCAUUGGUGAUGUCAUGGCUGGAGUCAAAAUAAUUGACAAGAUUAAGGACUGGGUAAAGACUGCGCCUAAUCCUAUUGCAGGUCUCCUGAAGCACCUGGAGAGUGUAGACGUGCUCCUUGAGAAACUGGGUGACACCUUAAAAUUCAUUGUUGACAAAGCUCAGGACUUUGUUGACAACAACUUGAAGUCUGAUGUCCUUGAUGCCAUUGCCGUCUACAUUAAUGCUUUCUAUGACCAGUACGUUAGCUUUAUGAAAAGAAUCACAGAGUAUGCAGACACAGCUGUGGACAUUGAGUCUAUAAAUAACACCAUUAAUUACAUUCUGAAUGUUUUCAGAUCUGUAGUGAAUCAGUGUCACAGCACCGUUGCUGACUAUCUGGAGCAGGCUCCUGCUGAAUACAGAUCCUAUGUAAAAGUAAAGGGUAGAAAGCUUGAGAUUAAUUUUUGA
Epinephelus fuscoguttatus (brown-marbled grouper) is the source of this 11415-nucleotide messenger RNA. RefSeq names its product apolipoprotein B-100-like. Gene Ontology annotation, cellular component: mature chylomicron; low-density lipoprotein particle; very-low-density lipoprotein particle. Gene Ontology annotation, biological process: lipoprotein transport; cholesterol homeostasis; cholesterol transport. Lineage: Eukaryota; Metazoa; Chordata; Actinopteri; Perciformes; Serranidae. The record is from RefSeq and is a predicted model, not a curated record. The transcript is spliced from 28 exons. Gene Ontology annotation, molecular function: cholesterol transfer activity; low-density lipoprotein particle receptor binding.